Messenger RNA from Phyllopteryx taeniolatus (common seadragon), 2079 nucleotides. RefSeq names its product VRK serine/threonine kinase 3 (gene vrk3). Gene Ontology annotation, molecular function: protein serine/threonine kinase activity; ATP binding. The record is from RefSeq and is a predicted model, not a curated record. Lineage: Eukaryota; Metazoa; Chordata; Actinopteri; Syngnathiformes; Syngnathidae. Gene Ontology annotation, cellular component: nucleus; cytoplasm. The transcript is spliced from 13 exons. Gene Ontology annotation, biological process: peptidyl-serine phosphorylation; signal transduction. The coding region runs from base 291 to 1868 and encodes 525 amino acids.
CAUUAGGGGCGGCAUGGUGUACGACUGGUUAGAGCGUCUGCCUCACAGUUCUGCGGACCGGGGUUCAAUCCCCAGCCCCGCCUGUGUGGAGUUUGCAUGUUCUACCCGUGCCUGCGUGGGUUUUCUCCAGGCACUCCGGUUUCCUCCCACAUCCCAAAAACAUGCAUGGUAGGUUAAUUGACAACUCUAAAUUGCCCGUAGGUGUGAAUGUGAGUGUGAAUGGUUGUUUGUUUGUAUGUGCCCUGCGAUUGGCUGGCAACUAGUUCCGGGUGUACCCCGCCUCCUGCCCGAUGAUAGCUGGGAUGGGCUCCAGCAGGCCCCCGACCCUAGUGAGGAGAAGCGACUCAGAAAAUGGAUGGAUGGAUGGAUGGAUAACAUUAGUGCAUGGAAGUUUAGUUUCUCCUCGUCCCGCUCUGCGGAAAACUCGUAACUCCCUUCGGGUGGAGAGGGAAGUCAAAUUAAACAUCAAAGAAGAUCCUCCUCCUGUGACACAAGGUAACAAUGUGUCUUCUUCACCAAAGCAAACUCCAGUCAAACGUAUAAAGAAGGCGGCAACUGAUGAGGCCUCUCGCCCACCCCUCUUAAAAUCCCCCAGAUCUGGAAGGGGCAAAGGUACGCUCUUGCAGCCUGUGGACGAAGGAGAGAAAAUGACAGAUGAAACAAUGAGGAGCGCAGAGGAAUCCACUGUGGACAGCUCGCCUCGGACUGUCUUCUCUUCUCUUUCCUCGCCAGCCUCCAAAUCUCCUUUCAAAGGAGAAUUGAUUAUAAAAAGAUUCAAUAGUCAGAGCCCUAGUGUGAAUGAAUGUGCAGCCAGAGGACAAAGCAAGGCGAAGAAGGUGCCCGCCGUGGAGCGGCUAGAGGACGGCAAGGAGCUGACGGACACGACGGGUAGAAAGUGGACAUUGGUCAAGCUGCUCAGUCAGAGCCUGACAGAGCUCGUGUAUGAAGUUGUGCACAAAGGGUCAUGGUCCUCCUCGAAGGAAUCUGCUUAUAUCCUUAAGAUGGGUGCUGAACGUGGGAGAAUCUACAAGGAGCAGAACUUUCUGCAGAGGGCUGCAAAGCCUUUAUCUGUGGCCAAGUGGAUCAAGCAGCAUGACUUGGACUUCCUCGGAAUUCCUUCCUGUGUUGGCUUCGGUCACACAGAUUCUUACAGGUUCUUGGUUUUUCCCGCCAUGGGUCAGUCCCUCCAGUCCGUCAUGGACAACAAUCUUCUUCCCGAGAAGACGGUUCUUCAUCUUGCCUGCAGAAUACUGGACGUGCUGCACUACAUCCAUUCCAACGAGUACGUUCACGCCGACAUCAACGGCGAAAACAUCUCCAUCCAAGCGGGACGCCCCACACAGGUCGGGAGGGCUCACGCUGACACGUGGGGCCUGCGUGGGUUCGAUGUGGAUUCUCACUGUGUGUCUGUGUGUGUUGAGGUAUAUUUGGUAGGAUACUACCACGCCUCCCGCUACUGUCCCAGCGGACGCCACGUGGGGUAUCGCCAAGGCAUCCAAGAGCCGCACGAAGGGUCACUAGAGUUCAUCAGCGUGGAUUCUCAUAAAGGAGCAGCCCCGUCGCGACGUAGUGACCUGCAGUCUCUUGGCUACUGCAUGCUGCAGUGGCACACGGGGGCGCUGCCAUGGAGCGGCCUCACUGAUCCCGACCAGGUGGCUGACCUCAAACAGAGGUACAUGGACGACAUUCCGGCACUGUUGAGUCACUGCUUCGGGAGGAAUAAAGUUUCCAGUGCAAUUCAGAGCUAUGUGACCACGGUGGCGGAUCUGCAGUACACAGAGCAGCCGGACUACCCCGAACUGAAAGCCAGGCUCGCCAUAGCUUUGUCGCACCUGGGAGGAUCAGUGGAAAAAACCCUCAGCUUUUAGCAAAGGACAUUAAUUGAAAAUAUUUCACUGACUUGGUAUAAUGACUUCACAGGUAAAGUGUUCUAAACCUCACUUCAAUGUGUAUUUUUAUAGCGUUUAUUGACACUGCUGUUGAAAGGAAUUGUGAACUAGUGGCAGGAUUGUGUGACUUUGAAAUUGCACCUCUCUCAUCUUGAUGUUUGCUUAUCUAGGAAUAAAUUAGUACAUGCUU